Fonsecaea pedrosoi CBS 271.37 is the source of this 246-nucleotide messenger RNA. RefSeq lists its product as uncharacterized. Gene Ontology annotation, molecular function: oxidoreductase activity, acting on paired donors, with incorporation or reduction of molecular oxygen; monooxygenase activity; iron ion binding. Lineage: Eukaryota; Fungi; Ascomycota; Eurotiomycetes; Chaetothyriales; Herpotrichiellaceae. Bases 1 to 246 code for a protein of 81 amino acids. The transcript has a single exon. The record is from RefSeq and is a predicted model, not a curated record.
AUGCAUCUUGCCGAGCGCAACAUGUGGCGCAUCGCAGCAAAACUCCUCUGGGCCUUUGACUUCUCCGAGUAUGUAGAUCCUCGGACUGGAGUUAAGGCGCCCUUGGAUCCCGAUGCGUAUAACCCAGGGAUUCUUCAGGCGCCGUUGCCUUUUAAGAUUGCUAUCAAACCCCGAAGUGAGAAACAUGUUCAGCGAAUUCAACAAGAGAUGUCGGACGCACUGGACUUUUUGAAACAGUACAGCUGA